AUGGGUGACGCAAUCAACUUUGGGCCUGCCUGGUUACGCAAGGUAUCGUCCGAUAGUAAUCCCACUAGUAACCAUCACAGUACGAACAGUAGCAGCAGCAGCAGCAGUCACCACAGCAGUCAUACGAUGCUGAACAACAAUAGCAGCAGCAGCACUGUCGUCAACAAUGCUGGUGGUGGUGGCGGCGUCGGAUUGCAUCAUCAGCAUCAUCCGCAUCAUCAUUCGCAGUCGCCGUCGUCGUCGCACUCUUCGUCGCAUCACUCGCAGCAUAGCCUGUCGCAGGGUGGCAGCACUAUCGGGAGUGGUAGCGUCGGCGGCGGCGGCAAUGGUACCGGCGGUAGCGGGCUAUCCAAUAGCUCGUUUGGUGGGGGUUCCGGUGGAGGCGGCAGCGCCCUUGUUAACAAUGGUGGAACCGGGUCGGGAGCUGUUGCCACUUCUACCGCUAUUCGGUACCCGUUGGCCGAAUUUCGUUACGGGCGUGAGGAAAUGUUGGCCCUGUUCGACGGUAGAACGAUUAAAACUCCGGAAAUAUUGGUGCAAUUUAAGCGUUUGUUCGUGGAUAAACCGCAACCACCGCUUGCGCUGACACCGUGUCCUGAGGAAGAAUUGAUCGUCGAACCGGAAUCGCGGCGCCCUUGGCCAUCGAGAAGUGUUUCGCUUGGUAUUCCUGGACGCGGUGCUCGCGGUGGUUCGGUCGAUCGCGGUCGUGGCCGUGGACGUGGCCUGUACACCAGCUAUCAACGGUCGUCCUCUUUCUACGAAGAUGAAUCCAGGGGCGUAGGAAGAGGUGAACGACCGUGGCUGGAUCGUAAUGGAACCGGCGGUAUCGGGGCCGAUACUGAGUGGAAUAAUUCGUCAUCCAGCCCUCGGAAGGAGUAUGGAACGCGAGCAGUUCGCACUGGCGGUCCCAUGGAAAGCUGGCGUCGUUCCCGUACGGAUGACGAAAGCGCCGGGAUCACCAGUAAUGGAGUUGGAGAUUGGCGUUCCGGUGGGGGCGCUCCGGGCAGUAUUACAGGCCUUGUGCGCGAGAAGUGGACUAGAUCUACUAGCUGGCGCGACGAGGACAGCACUUCCCAUCAUGGGCUUGACGGCCGUGGACUGAACAGUAGUGGUGGUGGAAGUGACAGAAUGAUCCCACCCUACAAAUCACGCCUUUCUGGUGGUAUCGGUAGCGGUGGCGAUUUGAAUUCCGGUCACUCGAUGGGUCCGGGCGGUAUGCGUCGCCCCAACUGGGACACGGAUGAGCUACCCGAGUGGGCAACCGAGAAUCCGUCAGAUUUUGGUGGCAGCUUUGACGCGACCGGCGCAUUUCAUGAUUCCGAUAAUGAUGGGGAGAACGGCGGCGGUGGUGGUGUUGGAGGUCCUGCCCCUGGCCGCUAUGGUGCGAAUGCUGGUGAUGCAAACGGCAACAAGGCACACAAUCAUGCGAAGGAUGAUGAUCGAUCGAAAGACAUUCGACGUCGAGCGGAAGAUGGUGAACUCGUGGAGCAGGGCAGUGAAUCACGUCGGGACGGAACGGAAGAUACGGCAGGCAAAAAUAGAAGCGAUGGCUCUGCUGCGGCAGCAACAGUGAAGGGUAGAGAGAUGGGAAAAGGCAUGAAUCAUGUCGGCGGUGGUGGUAAUCGAGUCGAAGAAGCAUCAAUGGUUGAUAGAAAAGAAUGUGACGAUGAUCAAGAGAACCAACAAUCGGGUGCCAAUGAUUCGCAACAAAAGCAAUCACGAAGCAAACGACAAGUGGGCAAAGAUGGAAACCAUCCUCAGGGUUCGGAGUCGUCUCCCGAGAAGGUUGCUUUGAGCGAAAACUCGGCAAAUGUCCAAUCAAGUCCGGGGAAAGGAAUAUCUUCUUCGCACGAAUCGAUUGAAUCUUCCAUUUCAUCCACGAUCAGUGGUGCGGCACUGGCAGAAGGUGAUGUUCGACAGAAUUCCCCGUCGUGGCAGGCGAAGGCAAACGAAGGCUCAGGCGCCAAAAACGCAACUGAACAGCCGACAUUAACUGGAGACCGCGAUAAAGGGAACGAUAUUGACCACAGCGAUGGUCAAAAACAUCGCGCCCAGCAGCAACAACUGCCGCCGCAGCACGAGAAACGUGUUGAGCCGAAAAAAUCACCAUCCAGUACAAGUGUCGAUCGAAUGCAAGAAGUGGCAGACGAUAUGGUUGCCCAACUGAUUAUGGAUGACGAAUUUCUCGCCACGGACGGUGAUCCAUCGGUGAUUUCCUCCAUCGCUGCCACCUCCGCUGGGUUAGCCGGUGCGGGUGGUAGCCUCGGGAAAUCGCCCGUCUUCGGUAUGUCUGCGGCGGGUGCCUCUGGCACUACUGCUACAAUGGCGUCCGGUAACAUGGGAUUAAAUAUGCUUCCACCGCUCAAAGGACUACAGCCAAUGCAGCAACUGUUUGGAAACGGGAACCUUUCUCGCGUCAAUCCACUACUGCUGUCCGAUCCAGUGACCGCCAACCGGGCCGCAAUGGCAGCAGCAGCAGCAGCUGCUGCAGGCGUAAAUUCUAUGGCACAGCUACACCAUCUAAUGGGCCCUCCGGCCCCACCGCGCGGUUCGGACAUCUGGUACUAUUGUGACCCACAGGGUAAAGUGCAGGGACCGUUCCAAGCGGCAGAAAUGACAGAAUGGUACCGAGCCGGGUACUUCGACGAGUCGCUUUCGGUGCGGCGAGAAUGCGAUGAGGUAUACAAUACACUUGGCACACUGGUUGCACUUUGCGGUGGUAUACCGUUCUUAAACUCAGCGGUCAUACAACCGUUCAAAGCGUCGGCUGGUGCGAACGUAGCAAAACAUUCGCCCCAGCAGCAACAGACACAACCCAACGCGGUGUCCCAGGGUCAGCAGAAACCGGUUACUGGCCCUGGUGCUAAUGGAAACACCGUAAUGCCUUCACCGAACCAACAACAAUCGGCCAGUCAAGGGCCGGGACAGCAACAGCAGCAGCAACAAGUCCCAUUGCACCCCGGAAGUGGUGCUGGUGGUUCCGGACCGAACAGUGGACCCAACGUGCCUGGGCUACAUUUCUUGCGCCAGCAAAACAUCGUGCUGCAGAAGCUCCAAAGCUCGGAAGGUUGGAAUUUACUUUCGCCUGAACAGCAAAAUAUGAUCAUCACACAGCAAAUGAAUCAGCUGAUGAACGCGGAUCCGUCACGCAUCGGCAUGAUAUCUCCUUCCUCAUCGUUACCGGGUGGAAACGCCGGGAAUAACGCCGGAACGAAUCAACAUCAUCAGCCACAACAGCCACAGGGCGGUGCUGGCAUUUUUAACGCCGGGGCUUCUGGUGGAGCAGCUGGUAUUAUACCAUCAGGCCCGGAUACGCUAGUAAAUUUGAAGCUGCGAGAAAUGCAACAACAGCAACCGCAGCAACAACCCCCAGCGCACGUUAUGAUGGAGCAAUUGCAAAAAUCGGUGCCGGGCAACCAUAGCGAUAGUGCGUUCCUGAAACUGCACCUUCCAGAGUUCAAUCAGUCAUCUCAAGCAACCGGAGUGAGACCAAUGCUGGGUAACAUGAACGUAGAUCCGACCACUGUAGCAGCUGUUGCUGCAAGGCACGAUCCACUCGGUCAGUUGAUGCAUGGCAUUGGGUUUAAUCAUCAAGCAGCGGGACAAAAUAUGGGCCCGCUCGGACCAACCAAUCUUUUGUUGAACCGCGGUGGACUGCUAGGAUCGGGAAGCAGUGGUCCUGCACAGCAACCACAACCACCAAACCAACCCCACCAGCAACAAUCGCACCCGGCGGCGGGUAAACCAGGUGGAGAAGAUCCGCUGCAGUCUUUGUUUAUGCAACUAUCAUUGCAUAAGAAUCAGCAAGCAUCGCAACAGAUUCCGAACCAUCAGCCACCGUCGAAAUCGGCAGGUGAAAUGAUGGGCGCACCAGCCGGCUGGUUACAAUCGGCUGCUGGGCAAGCACAGGCCGCAAAUGCUGGCACGGGACUUUCUGGAUUAGUGCCGCGGGGUCCAAUGGUUGGUGCGGGGUCUGGCUGGGGCGAUCUACCGCCACCCACGAGUGCCUCAUUUGCAUCGAUAAUGCAGCAGCAACAGCAGUCUCAUCUGGCACUCGCCGCUGGUCAUCAUCCCCUGCUGUUGGGUGGUAGUGGUCCAUCCAAUGAACCACAAGCACCAUCGGUAGUUUCACUCUUCAAGCAUCAUCAGCAGGCAGAAAAGCAACAACAAAUGGAGAAAGAGCAGCAGCAGCAACAACUGUUGCAACAACAGCAACACCAGCAAUUGCAACAGAUGCACCAAGAAAACGUGCUAGCGCAACAAAAGCAACAUCAUCUGCAACAAUCGCAACAUGUGCAAGAAAAUCAGCAACAUCCACAUAUACAGCAGCAACUGCAACAGCAUCAAAUGCAGCAAUUGCAGCAACACCAAGAACAAUUGCAGCUACAACAACAACCACAACAGCAACAACCACAACAACAGCUGCAGCAGCAGCAACAACUGCAACAGCAGCAGCAACAACAGCAGCAGCAAUUGCAGCAACAACAGCAAAAACAAGUGAAAGAGAAUCAAAAAAAGGAGAGCACUGCCAUAGAAUUGCCGCAGCAACAACAGUCAGGCAAUAAUAAAAAACAAAAUAAUAAACAGCAGCAAGUGAACAACCAUGCUGAAGCUGCGGAGGACAAAACGGCCACAAGCGUGUCGAUGCAGCAGAAUCAAAAGUCGAAAAAACCGCAAAAGAACAAUCAUGUUGCGGCGGGCAGCAAUAGCAACGGUCAAGUUACGAUAACCAGCGAGGAAGAAAGUGAGUUUAUAAUCGUGAAAAAAGAGAUGGAGGAAAAGAAGCGCCAAAAGGAGUUGAAAAAACAACAACAGGAAGAGCAAAAGCGGAAGCUAGCGGAGGAGAAGAAGAUGCUAGAGGAACUGGAAGCACAAAAGCGGGCAAAGCUGCUCGAGUCCCAGCGCCGUGAGGCGAUGAAAAUACAAGAGCAGCAGCAGCAGCAACAGCAACGCUCCGUCCCGAAAGCUGUACCGGCACCAUGGUCCGGAGCGAUGGCCGAGAUUGCCAACAGCAAGCUAAGCCUGACGGAGAUACAAAAAACCGAACGUGCGCUCUUGGCCCGCCGUGAGAACAGCAUGCGGGAGCAACAGGAGCAGCAGCAGAUGCUAGAGAUGCAAUCACAGCUGCUAGACGGUAGGCUGAAGUGGAACGCCCAGAACCUGAUGCCGGCUAAGGUGAAACCGUUGGCAGAGAUACAAGCGGAAGAGGCGGCCGCGGCUGAACGAGCUCGUGAGAAGAAUGCCAAUGCGUCCGGUUUAACGGUGGCUGCGAUUGCAGCUCAAGGUGGUGUAAAGGGUGCCAAGAAGGAGGACAAUUUGGCUAGUCUGUUAAGUGGUGCUGGUGCUGCUGGUACCGGCUCAGCUGUAUGGCAAGUCCGUGGUGGCGGUAGCAUGCUAUACUUCAACUCAACUAAAGCUUGGACUGGUGAUGGUGUUGGCGAUGCGAGCAACCUCCUGGGCGGAGGGGCGGUUGGAAGCUCUUCCGGGCUUAGCAAUAACGUGAGCUCCGGUGGCUUCUGGGAAGAACCCACGCAACCCAGCGUUGUAACUGCUGCUUCAAUUGUUGCCGCCGCCGGUAAGGCUACCGGUAAUAAUGCACGCAAACAGUCGUCUAAUGCCGGUGUGACCGCAACCGGUGGUGCGGCUGGUGGCAAGCAGCAGCAACAGCUUUUGAGCAAAAGUAAAACAAUGGGCAGCAUUACCACGAGCUCCUCGUCGACUGUGACCGCUGCCAAGCAACAGAAGCAACAACAGCAGCAGCAGGGCGCCCCGAAGGGAAGUAGUUCCUCGAAUGCCGGUAAAACCGUUGGCGGUAGUAAGAAUGGCAAUGUGACUGGCGGUAAUAAUGACCGUAAGGACGAUAGGAAGCAUCCGAACGAGCCGACCAAUGAAUUUACCGAUUGGUGUACUCGCGCCCUGAGCUCAUUAAACAGCAACGUUGACAUUCCAACAUUCGUCGGAUUUCUACAGGACAUCGAAUCACCGUUCGAGGUGAAGGAUUACAUCCGUGUAUACUUAGGAGAAAAUAAAGAGUGUUCGGAAUUUGCCAAGCAGUUCCUGGAAAGACGCUCGAAGUACAAAAAUCAGCAGCGCCAAAAGAAUGCCCACAUCGACGAUAUGUGCAAACCGGCACCAGCUAUAAACCCGUCAUCUAAUGAUUUCCAAGAAACCAAGGGUAAAAAUAAGAAAGUUAAAAAAAAUAAGAUGAUGAAACUCGAUAGCCGCAUUUUGGGCUUCUCCGUAACGGCUGCGCCGGAUCGACUGAACGUUGGAGAACGAGACUAUGGCGAUAAUGUUUAAAUGAUCGA
Anopheles marshallii is the source of this 6308-nucleotide messenger RNA. It is a transcript of the gene Gyf, whose product is annotated as GIGYF family protein Gyf. The transcript is spliced from 7 exons. Bases 1 to 6300 code for a protein of 2099 amino acids. Gene Ontology annotation, molecular function: protein binding. NCBI's taxonomy places the organism in Eukaryota, Metazoa, Arthropoda, Insecta, Diptera, Culicidae. The record is from RefSeq and is a predicted model, not a curated record.